Ailuropoda melanoleuca (giant panda) is the source of this 480-nucleotide messenger RNA. RefSeq names its product probable non-functional immunoglobulin lambda variable 5-48. Bases 82 to 480 code for a protein of 132 amino acids. NCBI's taxonomy places the organism in Eukaryota, Metazoa, Chordata, Mammalia, Carnivora, Ursidae. The record is from RefSeq and is a predicted model, not a curated record. The transcript is spliced from 2 exons.
CCCCUCCUAUGGCAGAAGGUGGAGGAGAAAAGGAGGCCUGGGGCAGCCCAGCCCACUGUGGGGACCAGGGUCUGUGUCACCAUGGCCUGGACUCUUAUUCUCCUUGUGCUCCUGUCUCACCGUGCAGGCUCCCUGUCCCAACCUGUGCUGACCCAGCCACCCUCCCUCUCUGCAUCCCCUGGAGCAUCAGCCAGACUCACCUGCACCCUGAGCAGUGGCUUCAGUGUUGGCAGCUACUACAUGUACUGGUACCAACAGAAGCCAGGGAGCCCUCCCAGGUAUAUCCUGUGCCACAAGUCAGGUGCAGAUAAGCACCAGGGCUCUGGGAUCCCCAGUCGCUUCUCCGGGUCCAAAGAUGCCUCGGCCAAUGAGUGGUUUCUGCUCAUCUCUGGGCUGCAGCCUGAGGACGAGGCUGACUAUUACUGUGCUCUAUAUCAUUACAUUGGAAAUGACUAUCAUUACUCACGGUGUCUCAGAUAA